Pseudoliparis swirei is the source of this 480-nucleotide messenger RNA. RefSeq names its product retinol binding protein 7b, cellular (gene rbp7b). Lineage: Eukaryota; Metazoa; Chordata; Actinopteri; Perciformes; Liparidae. Gene Ontology annotation, molecular function: fatty acid binding. Gene Ontology annotation, cellular component: cytosol; nucleus. Gene Ontology annotation, biological process: fatty acid transport. The record is from RefSeq and is a predicted model, not a curated record.
AUGCCUGUCGACUACAGCGGGACGUGGGACAUUGUCAGAAAUGUCAAUUUUGAGGGAUACAUGGUUGCUCUUGGCAUUGAUUUUGCAACCCGCAAGAUUGCCUCGAUGGUAAAGCCCCAGAAAGUGAUUAAGCAAGACGGAGAUUGCUUCACGGUCAGGACAUCACGAAUCACUACUUUCAGAAAUUACGAGAGUUCAUUCAAAAUUGGUGAAGAGGUCAAAGAGGUGACUAAAGGGAUGGACAACAGGUCAUGCCAGACUGUGGUCAACUGGAGAAAUGAUAAGCUGGUGUGUGUUCAGAAAGGAGAAAAGAAGAACCGAGGGUGGACUCACUGGAUUUAUGGAGAUGAGCUUCAUCUGGAACUUACUUGUGAGGAUCAAGUCUGCAAGCAAAUGUAUAAAAGGACUCUGUGAUCUGGUCAGAUUUCAGAGGAAAGUAACACGAUGUAGUUUAUCACGUCACAUAUAGAGAGCAUCUGG